AUGAGGUCCUCAAGGAUCCGCCAACUCGCUCAAGUACAGCCGCCCUCGGAAAGUGCAAAGCAGCCAGGAGACAGAUUGGGCUUUGUUGGGAAGGGCAGCACAGGAGGGCCUGGAGAGCAGGAGGGUGAGUGUGACCUCAGUGAGUGUGAGCCCAGUGAGUGUGACCCCAGUGAGUGUGAUCCCAGAGAGUGUGAUCCCAGAGAGUGUGAUCCCAGUGAGUGUGAUCCCAGUGAGUGUGAUCCCAGAGAGUGUGAUCCCAGUGAGUGUGACCUCAGUGAGUGUGACCUCAGUGAGUGUGAGCCCAGUGAGUGUGAGCCCAGUGAGUGUGACCCCAGUGAGUGUGAUCCCAGUGAGUGUGACCUCAGUGAGUGUGAGCCCAGUGAGUGUGACCCCAGAGAGUGUGAGCCCAGUGAGUGUGACCUCAGUGAGUGUGCUCUCAGUGAGUGUGACCUCAGUGAGUGUGACCUCAGUGAGUGUGAGCCCAGUGAGUGUGAGCCCAGUGAGUGUGACCUCAGUGAGUGUGAGCCCAGUGAGUGUGACCUCAGUGAGUGUGAUCUCAGUGAGUGUGACCUCAGUGAGUGUGAGCCCAGAGAGUGUGAGCCCAGUGAGUGUGACCUCAGUGAGUGUGAGCCCAGUGAGUGUGACCCCAGUGAGUGUGAUCCCAGUGAGUGUGAGCCCAGUGAGUGUGACCUCAGUGAGUGUGAGCCCAGUGAGUGUGACCUCAGUGAGUGUGAUCUCAGUGAGUGUGAGCCCAGUGAGUGUGAGCCCAGUGAGUGUGAGCCCAGUGAGUGUGACCUCAGUGAGUGUGAUCCCAGUGAGUGUGACCUCAGUGAGUGUGACCUCAGUGAGUGUGAGCCCAGUGAGUGUGAGCCCAGAGAGUGUGAUCCCAGUGAGUGUGACCUCAGUGAGUGUGAGCCCAGAGAGUGUGAUCCCAGUGAGUGUGAUCCCAGUGAGUGUGAUCCCAGUGAGUGUGAUCCCAGUGAGUGUGAGCCCAGAGAGUGUGAUCCCAGUGAGUGUGAUCCCAGUGAGUGUGAUCCCAGUGAGUGUGAGCCCAGAGAGUGUGAGCCCAGAGAGUGUGAUCCCAGUGAGUGUGAUCCCAGUGAGUGUGACCUCAGUGAGUGUGACCUCAGUGAGUGUGAGCCCAGUGAGUGUGAGCCCAGUGAGUGUGACCCCAGUGAGUGUGAUCCCAGUGAGUGUGACCUCAGUGAGUGUGACCUCAGUGAGUGUGAGCCCAGUGAGUGUGACCCCAGAGAGUGUGAGCCCAGUGAGUGUGACCUCAGUGAGUGUGCUCUCAGUGAGUGUGACCUCAGUGAGUGUGACCUCAGUGAGUGUGAGCCCAGUGAGUGUGAGCCCAGUGAGUGUGACCUCAGUGAGUGUGAGCCCAGUGAGUGUGACCUCAGUGAGUGUGAUCUCAGUGAGUGUGACCUCAGUGAGUGUGAGCCCAGAGAGUGUGAGCCCAGUGAGUGUGACCUCAGUGAGUGUGAGCCCAGUGAGUGUGACCCCAGUGAGUGUGAUCCCAGUGAGUGUGAGCCCAGUGAGUGUGACCUCAGUGAGUGUGAGCCCAGUGAGUGUGACCUCAGUGAGUGUGCUCUCAGUGAGUGUGACCUCAGUGAGUGUGAUCUCAGUGAGUGUGACCUCAGUGAGUGUGCUCUCAGUGAGUGUGCUCUCAGAGAAGAUCUGAUCCUUAAAGUCCAUUCCAACCCCUUAACAUUCUAUGAUUUUGUGAUUAUGUAG
This is a messenger RNA of Oenanthe melanoleuca, 1734 nucleotides long. RefSeq names its product keratin-associated protein 16-1-like. The record is from RefSeq and is a predicted model, not a curated record. The transcript is spliced from 4 exons. Gene Ontology annotation, cellular component: keratin filament. Lineage: Eukaryota; Metazoa; Chordata; Aves; Passeriformes; Muscicapidae. The coding region runs from base 1 to 1734 and encodes 577 amino acids.